UACUACUCCAGCAUGAAAUGAUAUCUCACAAUCUGAUCAUUGCAUUCUUGAUUUGCCCCUUUUUCUUUAUAACAAAGCUUCUCUCUUGUCUCCAUGUUAAAUCAUAUUCACCUCCAUAGACCACUAACAUGACCUCAUUCUUUCCUUGUUUUUUCCUUCUUUCUCUCCUCUCUUCUUCCCCCUCCAUUCAUGCAAGAGCACCACCCAUUUACACCAUAAACCCUACUAAUACACCAUCCUUACCUAAUAUCAACCAAAGCUACACAUGGCAAGAAUUCGUGAAAUUCCAGGAUGCCAGCAAGGGCAGCCUCGUCAAUGGAAUUUCUAAGCUCAAGCAAUACCUCGGAAAUUUUGGUUAUUUGGAGAGUGAAGACGUUACAAAUGCGACCGAUGUAUUCGACACGGAUCUUGAACUCGCCGUAGCAAGAUAUCAGGAGAAUCUAGGCCUUCCCCUUACCGGAAAGCUCGAUUCUCGUACACUUUCUCAACUUAUGUCGCCGAGGUGCGGCGUCCCUGACAAUUGGAGAACGAUGCACGCGAUGGAGAACUACGUCUACUUCACCGGGCGGCCAAGGUGGGGACGGAAUAUUCCCAUGACGCUAACCUACGCCUUCUCACCCAAAAACAUGAUCACUUCUCUGAGCAAGGAGGAUUUAAGGGGUGCUUUUCAACGGGCUUUCUCGCACUGGGCAUCGGUGAUCCCAGUUAAGUUCGUGGAAUCAGAUGAUUACGGGUUCGCGGACAUCAAAAUAGGGUUCUACUACGGAGACCACGGCGACGGGGAGGCGUUCGACGGCGUGCUCGGUGUGCUGGCUCAUGCAUUUUCGCCCGAGAGCGGGCGGUUCCACCUGGACGCAGCGGAGACGUGGGCGGUGGACUUCAGGGCGGAGAAGGCGGACACAGCCGUGGAUUUGGAGUCGGUGGCGACACAUGAGAUUGGUCAUCUUUUAGGAUUGGCGCAUAGCAAUGCGAGAGAAGCGGUGAUGUAUCCGAGCUUGAAACCGAGGGAGAAGAAAGUGGAAUUGAAGGUUGACGACAUUAAAGGGGUGCAAGCGCUGUAUGGUUCAAACCCUAAUUUCAGGUUUCGGGGUUUCGCUGAAUCGGAUAUGUCUUCCAAUGGUGGUUUACAUUGGAGGGUUGGAGGAGAAGAGAUCAUUAGGGUUAAUUGCAUGUUGAUGUUCGUAUUGUGGUUGUGCAUGUAAUUGGCUAGAAUUAAUAUAUAAUUUUAACACUGAUUUUCUCAUUUCUUUUAUUGCACUUAUUCCCAUAAAACAAUAACACAAUUUGUUUUGCUAGCAGAAUUAUGAGAGGUGUCGCUUUU
Messenger RNA from Sesamum indicum (sesame), 1321 nucleotides. Its product is annotated as Matrixin family protein. Gene Ontology annotation, biological process: collagen catabolic process; proteolysis; extracellular matrix organization. Gene Ontology annotation, cellular component: extracellular matrix. The record is from RefSeq and is a predicted model, not a curated record. Gene Ontology annotation, molecular function: zinc ion binding; metalloendopeptidase activity. NCBI's taxonomy places the organism in Eukaryota, Viridiplantae, Streptophyta, Magnoliopsida, Lamiales, Pedaliaceae.